GAUGACGUGGCUAUCCCUUAAUGGCUGGACAAUCUCACGGCGAACGCCGUCACCGCAUAGGAAACGGACCCCCAUACUACAGUCGAAUAUGCUUCACAAGCUCUCUCUCUCUCUCUGUUCAGAAGUGGGUUUAGAUUAGGGUUUUUCUAAAUUAACCGCUUCAAUUCUCUGUUCUUCGUGGAAUUUAUCGAGAUUCAUCUGAAGAAGACGAAGACAAUGGGCACGCAGAAAAAAGGUGCAUCUAGGGGUUCAGAGGACCCUGUGGAAUUGGCACGUGUCCCUUUGCAGGCCAUCCUCUUAGCUGAUAGUUUUACUACCAAAUUCCGACCCAUCACCCUCGAGCGCCCCAAAGUGCUGUUGCCAUUGGUUAAUGUCCCGAUGAUCAAUUACACCUUAGCGUGGCUCGAGUCUGCUGGCGUUGAGGAGGUUUUUGUUUUUUGCUGUGCUCAUUCUAAACAAGUGAUUGAUUAUUUGGAGAGUUCCGAGUGGUUUUCUCAACCAAACUUCACAGUCACAACGAUUGAGUCACAUAACUCUGUUAGUGCUGGAGAUGCUCUUCGCUUGAUUUAUGAGCGCAACGUGAUAAAUGGAGAUUUUGUCCUAAUUAGCGGGGAUACGGUGAGCAACAUGUCGCUUACUCAGGUGCUUCAAGAACAUAAAGAGAGAAGAAAAAAAGAUAGUAAUGCUGUGAUGACAGUAGUUAUAAAACGGUCAAAGCCUUCUCAGAUCACUCACCAAUCUCGACUUGGCACUGAUGAGCUGUUUAUGGCAAUAGAUCCUAAUACAAAGCAGCUUUUAUAUUACGAGGACAAGGCAGACCAUGCAAAAGGAUAUAUAUAUCUGGAUAAAUUGUUGCUCGCUGAUAACCCUUCAAUUACUCUACAUAAUGACAAGCAGGAUUGCUAUAUUGACAUAUGCUCUCCUGAAGUCCUCAGCCUUUUCACAGACAAUUUUGAUUAUCAACAUCUACGCCGUCAUUUUCUGAAGGGAUUGCUUGUUGACGAUAUUAUGGGUUACAAAAUAUUCACACAUGAAAUUCACUCGAGUUAUGCGGCUAGGAUUGACAACUUCCGAAGCUAUGAUACAAUUAGUAAGGACAUAAUUCAGAGAUGGACUUAUCCUUUGGUGCCAGAUGUGAAGUUUUUUGGGAACUCUUCAAUAAAACUGGAAAGACAGGGGAUGUAUCGAGCAUCGGAAAUAGGGCAAUCACGCUCUGCACAGAUUGGUCCUUUUACUGUCAUUGGGAGUGGCACAAAGAUUGGGAACACCACUAAAAUUUCAAAUUCUGUUAUUGGGGAAGGGUGCUCUAUUGGAUCAAAUGUUUCCAUAGAAGGUUCCUAUAUAUGGGAUAAUGUCACCAUUGAAGAUGGCUGCAAGCUAAGGCAUGCUAUAGUAUGUGAUGGAGUGAUAGUAAAGUCCGGAGCAGUCUUGGAACCUGGUGUUGUUUUGUCCUUCAAGGUUGUUGUAGGGCAACAGUUUAUUGUCCCUUCGUACUCAAAGGUAUCUCUACUUCAGCAGCCAACUAAGCAAGACAGUGACGAAGAGCUGGAGUAUGCUGACAAUAGCAUUGGGAUUGCAGAAAUUUCAUCUAUCACACAUACAGUGGAUAAACUAAAUGGGGAAAUAACAAACCAACCAUUUGAGACACAAUGUUGGCCUACAUCUGAGCUUGGUACUGGUGGGGCUGGUUAUGUUUGGUCAAUCUGUGAAGGAGGCCAUGAUGAGGAGUGGAAAUAUGCUGCAGAUGAUGAUUUGGAGCUUACUCAAGAUGGCAGAUCCCUCCCACCUUCAGGAGAGUUAAAACCUGAUUCUAAUGAUUCUGAAUACGAUGAUGAUGGAGAGUCUAGAGAUGAUUCUAUCUACUUUGAGAAAGAGGUCGAAGCAACCUUUCUAAGAGCUGUGCAUGAAAAUAUAACAGUAGACCAUGUCAUCUUAGAAGUGAAUUCACUGAGGUUGUCAUACAACAAGGUAGCUGCAGACUGUGCUGGUGGUUUAUUUUAUUCACUGAUGAAAUUGGCAUUAGAAACUCCACAUGAUUCAGCAAGUGAAUUGGUUCAAGCUACUACUAAUGUACUUGCAAAAUGGAAAAAACUGCUGAAGUAUUACCUUGCAGAAAUAGAUGAGGAGAUUGAGGUAAUACUUAAACUUGAAGAAAUUUGCGAGUCCACUAAGGAAUUUGCCCCCGUGUUUGAUAAGAUAUUGUAUCAACUGUAUGACCUAGAAGUUAUACAAGAAGAAGCUAUUCUAAGGUGGGAUGAUGAGAAGAAAGAUGCUGAUGAAUCAGAUAAAUUUUUUGUUAAGCAGGCGGAAAAGUUUAUUCAAUGGUUGAGAGAGGCAUCCGAAGAAGAAGAAGAAGAAGAUGAAGAAUAGGAAGCAGUUGAUUCUUCGUAAAUCCGGUUUGGCAGCGGAUGCUUUUAACAAAGCGGGGCCCAACGGCGAAGAAGUGUGUUCUCUGAUGAUGUAUGGUAGGAUGGGAAAGGCUUUGUCCAUAGGCUCCAAAAAUGCUUUUUACAAAUUUUCAUGCACUUGCAUGUGUGUAAUUUUUGACAGAAAUCAAUAAUAACAAUUUUGUGCUUUUUUUUCUUUUUGUCCUAGGAUAUUUUUGAAGGAUCUGAUAUUGUUAUGCUAACAAUGAGAAAUGUUAUAUCUGAUUAAAAAAAGAAAAAAGAAGAGAGAGGUUAUAUGAUUA
Molecule: messenger RNA, 2689 nt
Organism: Prunus mume (Japanese apricot)
Lineage: Eukaryota; Viridiplantae; Streptophyta; Magnoliopsida; Rosales; Rosaceae
Product: Trimeric LpxA-like enzyme
Biological process (GO): biosynthetic process
Cellular component (GO): eukaryotic translation initiation factor 2B complex
Molecular function (GO): guanyl-nucleotide exchange factor activity; translation initiation factor binding; translation initiation factor activity
Source: RefSeq, a predicted model, not a curated record